Molecule: messenger RNA, 540 nt
Organism: Pediculus humanus corporis (human body louse)
Lineage: Eukaryota; Metazoa; Arthropoda; Insecta; Psocodea; Pediculidae
Exons: 3
Coding region: 1-540 (179 amino acids)
Biological process (GO): retina development in camera-type eye; photoreceptor cell development; intracellular signal transduction
Cellular component (GO): axoneme
Source: RefSeq, a predicted model, not a curated record
AUGAGUUUAAGUACAAUCGAAGGUUCAUCCGUUGGUACAUUUUCUGAUUUUGACGUUUUAUCCGUCGUUACCGAAUUCGUAUCAAGUCGACCUGCAAGUCCCGGUGGUGGUAUGAACGACGGAGGUUCUGAAUCUUCAUCGAUGCCACCGAGGCCAAAAUCCAGGCCAGAUCAUUCGGCUAAAUAUAAUAAUUUAUCAUAUUGGAGAGCGAAAAAACUCGUUUUUUAUAAAAAUGGGGAUCCGUUUUUUCCCGGUUUGGAAUUUAGAUUUAAACCGGGAAGAGACGUCGGGAGCCUGGAUGGAAUUCUCGAUAAGCUCAGCCUUAGAUUGGAUCUUCCAUAUGGAGCCAGAUACAUAUUUUCAAUGGACGGAGAGAGAAAAACUAGGCUGGAAGAAUUGGAAGAUGGUAAUUCAUAUGUCGUGUCCAGUUAUAAAACGUUUAAGACUUUUCCCUUUCCCUUACCCUCCCCCCCAAAAAAAAAAAAAAAAGUCGAUUUUUUUUUUAAUUAUUUUUUUUUUUGGGGUUCUCCCGUGACAUAA